Molecule: messenger RNA, 2974 nt
Organism: Heteronotia binoei (common prickly gecko)
Lineage: Eukaryota; Metazoa; Chordata; Lepidosauria; Squamata; Gekkonidae
Gene: ERFE
Product: erythroferrone
Exons: 9
Coding region: 383-1402 (339 amino acids)
Biological process (GO): positive regulation of D-glucose import across plasma membrane; negative regulation of gluconeogenesis; positive regulation of insulin receptor signaling pathway
Molecular function (GO): hormone activity
Source: RefSeq, a predicted model, not a curated record
AGCUGGAUACCCAGAAGGAGCGCCUACGAAGGCGGGGAAUUCAAGCUUAUUAAAGGAAGGGAAGCCGGCAGGGAGAGCAGGCAAGGAGAGAAGGAGACGGUGGCGCAUCCCGUUCGGAGGGGUUCCCCUCCGCCCCGCCCCCCGGAACCCCGAGUCCUAGCGCACAAAAAAGGGCACUGCAAAGAGGGGUCCUCAGGCGGCCAAACCGGUGGAUGAAAGGAGCCAGUGGAGGAUUUUUUGCAUUCUUUAAAAAAGAUAAAAGUUGGCACUGCAUCAACUGGACACUGCUGGGUUUUUUCCUCCAGGAUCCCCGACCUUCUCUGACUAAGCUUCCUGAGUUAUAAGGGUUUGUCGAAAUUUCAGUGCAGUUGUGUGCCAGAGGAUGGCAGGACCUCGUCUAUCCAGCUGUCCCCUUCUAUUCUUGGCCAUGGGGCUGCUAGAAAUGGCUUCUUGUGCGGGUUCUGUGACAACUGAGAAAAAUGGAAGCAGAAGGAGCCAUGAGAAGAAAUCCCAGUGGAAUGAAUAUCCCACAGGACAAAGAGCAGGCAGCAACCUCCCCUUAGCAUCAUCCAAUGAUCCCGAAACUAUUACAGGAAAUGCUCACAUUGACCCCCGGGAUGCCUGGAUGUUCUUUAUGAAGCAAUCAAAUAAAGGGGCAAACAGCAGAAAGAGAAGCAAAAGCAAAUCCCAAAAAAUCAGGUUUGGCAUUCCUGGCCCUCCAGGACCAGCUGGUCCACCAGGACCUCCUGGAGCUGUGAUCAGUCAGGAGGAGCUGCUACGGGAAUUCCGAUUGCUGCUUAAAGGAAUAAUCAGGGAAUGGGAAGAGUUUAAUCUGAAAACCUGUGACAACUGCCAGGAAGAGGAGGAAAGGGACAGGAAAGAAGAGAACUUCUUGGCUCAGAUAACUGGCUCACUGUUGGCAAGCAGGGAGCAGGGGCAAGUGAAGGCAGCCUUCCACUGCCGGACCCGGAAGAACAUUUCCAUUGAACGACGGUCCCUUAAAGAACUUCAUCUCUACUACAUACCUAAAGCAGGGGAGAUAUUCCAUCGUGGCCUAGGACUAAACCUUACCAAUGGUCAAUACAAAGCACCUCUAAGUGGAUACUACAUCUUCUCUGCUACACUGCAUAUUGCUAACAGGAAUCAUUCAAACAAAAGCCAGUCACUCACCCAGGAUCGCCUGCGCUUGCUUAUCUGUGUUGAGUCACUCUGCCAGCAGAAUAUUUCAUUGGAAACAGUGAGCGGUAUGGACAAGCACAGCAAACUUUUCACUAUUUCAGUCAAUGGAAUUCUCUUCCUGCAGGCUGGCCAAUAUGCUUCAGUUUUUGUUGACAAUGCAACAGGAUCAUCUCUCACAAUACAAAGAGGGUCAGACUUCAGUGCUGUCUUUUUGGGUCUCUGACUGGCCCACAGGUGCCCAUCAUUAAGCUAGAACCCAGCCCUAAACUAAGUUUGUCUUCAGUUACAUGAGUCUUGAUUUCAGAGAGAAGUGUAUAGCACCAGAACUAUAAAGCAGCAAGAUUUGUGUCCAUGCAAUGCAGGAAUACCAUACUGCUGCUCCUUGGUCAAGCAUUUGAAGUGCAAGAAGAAAUGCCCCUCCUGCCCAAAAAAGGAAGGGGCAAGUGUCAUUAACCUAGAAAUUCCUCGGUUGUUAACUAUUGACCUUUUGAUGUAUGUUUUUCAAAGCGAGUUUAUUCUUAAAACCGUAUACAUAGUCAUGUUGAGACAUUCCAUACUAAAGUGAUUCUGACCUAUGUCCCAAAGGACUUUUGUUUUAGUAUGAAAUUUUCCAUCUGCUCUUUUACCUCAAAAAGUCAGGAGUCUCUUACUGCCUUCUGUUGCAUAGUGCCCAAAUGGUCAUCAUUUGCAAUUUUGGAAGUUUUGAGGUUAAGUACUAGGGUGCUUAUAGAUCCUCAGUGUUGCAGAAACCUUGAGGCCUUAAAAACAUCUAACUCUAAACAAAGGAGAGGAAUAAGAUAUUACCUUGUGCCACCCAUUUUGAACUCGAUUAAGGGUUUAUCAUAGCAGGUUAAGGGGCUCAGCCAUCCAAUGCUGACAUGAUGAAGGAAAGAGAGAAUGUCUUAUUUCUUAGUAAUUUUUUGUUUGGCUGCCAGAAUUGCAGAGCGAUAUCUAAGAAUUCUGACAUCACUGAGCACCACCCUCCCAUGCUACAGUAACUGUGGCACGUAGGCAGGCAGUUGAAGUACUGUUGCAUUUUGUUUAAUUUUCAGAGGAAAAAAACCCACACCCUUAUCUAUUAAAGCCUGAAAAUAUACUUCAGUAACAGAUUGCUGUGGCUACUGUUCCAUGUAUCUAUGCUGCUACGUAAAACACAAGAACUUUCUAUUAGAACAGCUUUCUUUCUGAAAUUGUGCUUCUUGACCCCUGAUGUUCUGCAUUGCUACCACAUAGGAAAUCUUACUUCAAAUACCAACAGAUGUGCAUCUGGAUCUUUACAUUCCACAAAAGAACUACAUUUUUGAAUAUUUCCCCUUGAAAGACUCCCUGUACAUAAGAAUGCUAGCAUGCUACUGUGACUUCCUGCCUUCUAUGUGAAAGGGAUUUUUGAUGUAGGAGAAUAUUUGGGCAAUUCCCCCUCCUUCCAUGAAAGCUAAGGCAAAUAUUUUUGCCCAAAAACAAAAAAAUCAAUAUUGUGUAGUUUGAUAGCAUGAUGGAAAGAACACCAGCAGAAAAUGGCUGUAGAUUGCUGGCCCAAGCAGAUACAUUUCAGUUGCUGGGCCCUAACCUCAUAGUCUGUGAACUGGGCCAAUUCCCAGUAAGCUGAGCACCCACCCUUCUCUCUCUGGCAAUACCCUCCAGCCUGAUAAGCCCACAUUGGUGCCCUGCCUCAUGAGCACACUUACUCUUCACUCUUCAGCUGUUUUGUAAUGCCUACAUUAAUAUAUGAUAUAGAGUAUUUUAUGAGAAGCUCUAUUUAUUGUACUAUAUUAAGAAAUAUAUAUUUAUGUACCUA